Molecule: messenger RNA, 942 nt
Organism: [Candida] anglica
Lineage: Eukaryota; Fungi; Ascomycota; Pichiomycetes; Serinales; Debaryomycetaceae
Source: the annotation of a GenBank genome assembly
GCAUCUACACCUUUAUUUGAUUUAUGUCUACUGUUUUUCUUUCGGAGUUGUCUGAUGACGAUAUAGAAAUCAUCGAGCUCAAUACUGCCACCCAAAAUCUUUUAGAAAAUCCUCAACAAACUACCAAUCAUGAUGUUACAAAACGUUUAAAUCAAAUUCAAUGUCCCAUUUGCUUUGAUGAUGUGGCAAAGGCAACGGUAACUUCAUGUGGUCAUGUUUUUUGUUUGGAAUGUAUUCAACAAAGUAUUGCUAGUUCAAGUGCUCGAGGUCAAAUUAGAGGUAAACUGGGGGUAGGAUUAUGUCCAUUAUGUCGUAAAAAGGUGGUUUUCAAAGAAACAACCGUUUUGAGAUUAAAAGUGGUUCCAAAUUCUCGUCCUCUGGCACCUCCAGAUCUUCCAUCAUAAUCUUGACUAAAUUGAGAAUGAGCUACUUAUAAAUCUUGGGUUUGUACACUAGUUCUUCAUUUUUAUUUACAAGCUAUUUAAUUGUUCUCUAUCUAUUUUCAAGAGCUGAUGCUGCUAGUACAUGUCUUCUCAACACUUGUUGAAUUCCUUCAAUGGUAUAUACAACUUUUGGAACAUAAAGGAAUCUAGAAUUUACAGGUGAUUGUUCAUUAGCCUUCUCAAUCUCCCUAACGUAUCUUUCAAUAUCGAUUGCUUGUGAAAAAACAUCAAAUACUCCAUGAAGCCACUUCUUGGUAGCCUCUGGAUCUUCCAACGUCAGUAAUCCAACAAACCGUUCAAAUAUAUCCCCCAAAAGCUCUAAUUCACGUACAUUCUCUCCCCUUUGCCAGGUUUCAAAGUUAGUCCCUAAAAGCAUCCGGGGAAAAUCGUACAAGUGUAAUAAAUGUCCCAAUACACCAUUGGAAUUUAAGAGACUCAUCAUUGGAGUCCCAUUUUUAGCCUUGGUACGUAAAUAUUCAAAUGAUAUGGUCCAUAAUAG